GCAUCUCUGACGUUACCUUUUCCCAUUGGUCUCUGGCCGGCAGCACAUGCUCAGGACAUCCAUAUAAAGACUCCCUCCCUCUAACCUCCCGUGCCCCGGGUUCCUAGGCUGGAGUUUCUGUUGAGUCGCUUCUUUGCUAGCUCUUGGUCGAGCCGGACCGCUCCAUCCCUCGCAGUGUGAUGGCCAACCCAGACGUUUUUGUAGGCAGAUGGCACCUCAUCUCCAGUGAAGGCUUUGAAGAGUUUAUGAAGGAAUUGGGUGUUGGCAUGGCCAUGAGGAAGAUGGGAAGCAUGGCUAAGCCAGAUGUUAUCAUCACCAGGGAUGGAGAUAAAAUGAAUAUAAAAACAGAAAGCACUUUCAAGACCUCUGAAUGCUGCUUCAAAAUUGGAGAGCCUUUUGAUGAAGAUACGAUAGAUGGCCGAAAAACAAAGACUCUUAUUACCUUAGAUGAAAACAACGUGUUGACCCAAAGUCAGAAGUGGGAUGGCAAAGAGGCCACGAUAACAAGGAAGAUAGUUGAUGGGAAGCUGGUUGUAGAAUGUGUCAUGAAUAGUGCCAAAUGUACUCGGGUCUACCAGAAAGUAUGAAAACACUGGCUUCCUCUUUGGAUUGGGAGCCCCGUGACCAACUGUUUACUUCCAGCAACAAAACUACUAUACACUCCCUUGUUUCUCAUUCUUUGCCCUGCACUCUAGGUUUUUUGGACCAUUUUGGAGGAAUUAGUACUGUAUGUGAUGUAUUGAGAAUAUUAAAAUUGCAAGUGUUAAAUAGAAAAACCGUAA
This is a messenger RNA of Pogona vitticeps (central bearded dragon), 782 nucleotides long. RefSeq names its product fatty acid-binding protein 5-like. Gene Ontology annotation, molecular function: lipid binding. NCBI's taxonomy places the organism in Eukaryota, Metazoa, Chordata, Lepidosauria, Squamata, Agamidae. The record is from RefSeq and is a predicted model, not a curated record.